AAGGAAAAGUAAAAAAAGUCUCUUUCUGUCUCUCCGUACUCGGUAGGCUUUUUUAAAAAAAGCAACAAAUGGGACCUUCCACUCCUUGCUCGUCCAUUGAGAGGCUGAGACCAGCUGCCUUUCCUCUGUGUUUUGAAACUUAAAAACACAUAUUCCCGCCGAACGAACCCAGAGAUAAGCGAGAGAGAGGGAGUGAGAGUUUACCCACUCCUUGAUCUUGGUCCCUACCGCAGGUACACUACUAAAUUUUCCACGCCCGCUUCUCCCUUUCUCGCUCGCCUUCGUUCAUGGCUUCGUCGCCCCUACUGUUACUACUCUUGCUAUCUUCUCCCCUCGUGAUGGCGGUGGCGGCUGCCCGACCCCAGCCCAACGCCAAGCCUAGCGACACGGACGCCCUGACCAUCUUCCGGUCGAGGGCCGACGCCCACGGCAACCUGGCCGCCAACUGGAGCAGCCCCGACGCCUGCUCCGGGCGGUGGCGUGGCGUCGGGUGCUCCGGCGGUCGGGUGACGUCGCUCGCCCUCCCCUUCCUCGACCUCCGGGGCCCCCUCGACCCGCUCUCGCACCUGGACCAGCUCCGCCUCCUCGACCUCCACGGCAACCGCCUCAACGGCACCCUCCUCCCCCUCCUCCCCGCCCUCCACAACCUCAAGCUGCUCUAUCUCUCCCAGAACGACCUCUCCGGCGAGAUCCCGCCUGCCGUUGGCCUCGUCACUCGCCUCCUCCGCCUCGACCUUUCCAGCAACGACCUCGGCGGGCCCAUCCCGGGCGACGCCCUCGCCAACCUCACCCGCCUCCUGACCCUCCGCCUCCAGAACAACCUCCUCAGCGGCCGCCUCCCGAAUCUGUCCGCGGCCCUCCCCCGCCUCGUGGAGUUCAACGCCUCCAACAACCAACUCUCCGGGAGGGUCCCCGAUGGCAUGCGCGCCCGCUUCGGGACGGCGUCCUUCGCCGGCAACGCGGGCCUCUGCGGGCCCGCCCCUCCGCUACCGCCCUGCUCGCUCAUACCGCGCGACUCUCCUCACUCCUCUUCCUCCUCUCCUCAGUCGGUCGUGCCCUCCAACCCCGGCACCAGACCGGGCGCCUCAUCGAGCGUUAACGCCGUGGGGGAUGGAGGAGGAGAGAGAGGGAGGCGCGACGGAGAGGGGCUGAGCAGGGGCGCGAUCGUCGGCAUCGUCGUCGGAAAUGCCGUGUUGCUGUUGGUGGUCCUGUCCCUGCUGUUGGCGUACUGCUGCUGCGUCAGGCAACUCGGGGACAAGGACGGCAUCAAGAUAGGCGGCGAUGGCGAUUACCCCUCCACUCUGGAGGCGGCGGAGGAAGAGAAGAAAAGGAAGAAGGGCGGCAGAGACAGCGACGGCGGAGAGAGUGACGGGGCGACAGCGCAGAGCAAGCUGGUGUUCUUUGAAGGGGAGGAGGCGGAGGAGGACGGCAGCGGGGGGAAGAGGGGGAGGAGGAAGCGGUUCGAGCUGGAGGAGCUGCUGCGGGCGUCGGCGGAGAUGCUGGGGAAGGGAAGCCUGGGGACGGUGUACCGGGCGGUGCUGGAGGACGGGUGCAUGGUGGCGGUGAAGCGGCUCAAAGACGCCAACCCCUGCGCCCGCGCCGACUUCCACAAGUACAUGGACCUCAUCGGCCGGCUGCGCCACCCCAACCUCGUCCGCCUCCAUGCCUACUACUACGCCAAGCAGGAGAAGCUCCUCAUCUACGACUACCUCCCGAACGGCAGCCUCCAUUCUCACCUCCAUGGCAAUCGGGGUCCCGGGAGGAUCCCGCUGGACUGGACGACCAGGAUCAGCCUGGUGCUGGGGGCGGCGCGGGGGCUGGCCCGCAUCCACGAGGAGUAUGGGCCGUCCAAGGUCCCCCACGGCAACGUCAAGUCCUCCAACGUGCUGCUGGACAAGAACGGCGCCGCCUGCGUGGCCGACUUCGGGCUGGCGCUGCUGCUGAGCCCGGCCCACGCCACCGCCCGCCUCGGGGGCUACCGGGCCCCCGAGCAGGCCGACGCCGGGCGGCUCUCCCAGGAGGCCGACGUCUACGCCUUCGGGGUGCUCAUCCUCGAGGUCCUCACGGGGAGGGCGCCCGCCCACUACCCCCCUCCUCCUACUCACCAUCAUCAUCAUCAUCAUCAUAAUAGUAGCAACAGCAUUACGAAUAGCAGCAUCAUCGGCGUCAGCCUGCCGGAAUGGGUACGGUCCGUGGUGCGGGAGGAGUGGACGGCGGAGGUGUUCGACGCGGAGCUGCUGCGGUACAAGAACAUCGAGGAGGAGAUGGUGGCCAUGCUCCACGUGGGCCUGGCCUGCGUCGCCCACCAGCCCGACCGGAGGCCGGCCAUAUCGGAAGUGGUCAAGAUGAUCGAGGACAUCAGGGUGGAGCAGUCGCCGCUCCCUGAGGACGACCUCGACGAGUCUCGCCUCUCCCUGUCGCCUUCCCUUGCCACCCCCACCGAGGACGGUCGCCUCAGCUACUGAUCUCCAUCGAUCCCUCCAGUUCUCGUUGUCUGUCUUAAUAGGAGGAGGAGGUAUUGUUUCCGCCGCUCUAGAGAAUGUCGUCUCUGCUUCCUUUCAUUAUCCCUCCGGUAAUCAAGCGGCCCCGCCCCCUCUGUAUGAACCAAGCGUUCUAAUCAGCUUUAUCUUAUUUUAUUUUUUUUGGGCAGCGCUACAUGAUCGCCGAGCCUGGGUUGCUUAAAUCAUAUCUGACCACUUCCCGAAAAAUGAAAAUGAUGGUCUAUUAGGUCA
Molecule: messenger RNA, 2732 nt
Organism: Phoenix dactylifera (date palm)
Lineage: Eukaryota; Viridiplantae; Streptophyta; Magnoliopsida; Arecales; Arecaceae
Product: Leucine-rich repeat protein kinase family protein
Biological process (GO): protein phosphorylation
Molecular function (GO): ATP binding; protein kinase activity; protein binding
Source: RefSeq, a predicted model, not a curated record